Molecule: messenger RNA, 480 nt
Organism: Dracunculus medinensis (Guinea worm)
Lineage: Eukaryota; Metazoa; Nematoda; Chromadorea; Rhabditida; Dracunculidae
Source: the annotation of a GenBank genome assembly
AUGGGCCACAGUCUUGUGGUUUUCGUUGAUAUUAUUCCAGUUACUUCGGCUCUAGAUCCGAUGUACCGAAGCGCAAUGACUGGUGGCCCACAUAAGGAUUCGAAGAUGAAUUCAAUUAUUAAAGCAAAAUAUGCAUCGCCGACAAUUGAUAACCUCUGGGAAAAAAUCCUCGACGAUAUUUUGCUUUAUUAUAUCGCGGGACGUAGCGCAAAACUUCUUAAAAAAUCUCUGGAUUCAAUGGAAGGCUCUGGUUUCGGCGGUUUGAAAAAAAAAUCGAUACCAGAAGGUUCACCAGAAAAUUUUCAAGAUUAUUCAAGCAGAUAUGAACGAUCGUUAGAUUUGUUGGAAGGAGAAGGCUUUGGUAAUAUGGAGAAAAAAAGAAAUUUAUUUAAAAAAUCCUUGGAUGUACUUGAUGGUUCUGGCUUUGGUGGAUUACGAAAACGUUCUUCCCGAUUCGCUGACAAAUCAGUUUUGAGUUAG